CCAACGCCAUCGCUUUGGGGUACCGAAACAACAUCAACUCCUUUCCCACCUAGGCAUCUGCAACAACCACCAACACAUCGACUUUUAAUUUUUUUUGCACAAUUGCACUCCCAGACAUGGCGGACGAAGUCGCCGAAGUUCGAACCGAGGGACCCGAUGGAGGGGAGGAACAAGAAGAGACGGCACUGGCCACCACCAACAGCGAGGUCACCGCGCCGGCCGAGAGAAAAGUGAAGAAGAUCAUCCGCAAGAAGAAGAGGCCUGCGCGUCCCCAGGUCGACCCGUCCUUCAUCACCUCCGAGCCGCCGCCGCAGACGGGAACGAUCUUCAACAUCUGGUACAACAAAUGGUCGGGCGGCGACCGCGAGGACAAGUACCUGUCCAAGACGCACGCCAAGGGGCGCUGCAACGUCGCGAAGGACAGCGGCUAUACGAGGGCCGACAGGGUCACCGGCAGCUACUUCUGCCUCUUCUUCGCCCGUGGCAUAUGCCCCAAGGGCCAGGACUGCGAGUACCUCCACCGUUUGCCGGGUAUUCACGACAUCUUCAACCCCAACAUCGACUGCUUCGGCCGUGACAAGCACUCCGACUACAGAGACGACAUGGGCGGUGUCGGCAGCUUCAUGAGGCAGAAUCGCACCAUAUACGUCGGUAGGAUACACGUCACGGACGACAUUGAGGAGAUUGUUGCGCGUCACUUUGCAGAAUGGGGCCAGAUUGAGCGCAUUCGCGUGCUCAAUACCCGCGGAGUCGCAUUCAUCACAUAUUCCAAUGAGGCAAACGCUCAAUUCGCCAAGGAGGCCAUGGCCCAUCAGUCCCUGGACCACGAGGAGAUCCUCAACGUGCGUUGGGCGACGGCCGACCCGAACCCCAUGGCGCAGGCGCGCGAGGCGAGGCGUAUUGAGGAGCAGGCUGCCGAGGCCGUUCGGAGGGCGCUCCCCGCCGAGUUCGUUGCCGAGAUCGAGGGCAAGGACCCAGAAGCGAGGAAGAGGAGGAAGAUCGAGAGCAGCUACGGGCUCGAAGGCUACGAGGCGCCGGACGAGGUACAUUUUGCGCAGGGCGCCAACGCCGUGAACCCCGUCGGGCGGGAGGGUCACGCAGUGGAGUAUCAGGAGCGGCCCAUGCUGGAAAACGGCGACCAGCAACAGUACCAGGCCUUGCCGGCGCUGCAAGGGCAAUCGAUCGUGUCUGGAGGCAUCUUCUCCAGUAGUACCCUGGCAGCCCUGAACGCCUCCAAGGUCGCCGUGGCGUCGAAACCGAAAGCUGCCGUAUCUUCGGGGCCGUUAGUCGCAUACGGGAGCGAUGACGACGACGAUUGAGCUAGGUGUGGGGGUCUGUAUGAUAACUGGGAGGGAGAGAGAGACAAAAGCGAGCAUGAUACCCGUUAAGAAUGGAAACAUCGAGGGGGGCUGAGCAA
Messenger RNA from Colletotrichum destructivum, 1417 nucleotides. Its product is annotated as Putative RNA recognition motif domain, Zinc finger, CCCH-type, Torus domain-containing protein. NCBI's taxonomy places the organism in Eukaryota, Fungi, Ascomycota, Sordariomycetes, Glomerellales, Glomerellaceae. Bases 117 to 1319 code for a protein of 400 amino acids. Gene Ontology annotation, cellular component: U2-type catalytic step 2 spliceosome; Prp19 complex; U2-type catalytic step 1 spliceosome. The record is from RefSeq and is a predicted model, not a curated record. Gene Ontology annotation, molecular function: pre-mRNA binding; U6 snRNA binding; metal ion binding. The transcript has 2 exons.